AGCGACGCGCGGCUGUGGGAGGGAUUUCUCUGCAGAUUGGAGGAGCUAGAUAGACGGCAGAGUGAGUCUCAGGGAGACCGAGAGAGUGAGGGGGAUCUCGGUGAGGCACCGUUCGGAGGGCAUUGUCUCCUUGGGCUGAUUGUGUAAGGUUUCAUUCACAAUGAAAGCAACGCCACAGGCUGAGGGGAAUGGCUUGUGAAUUAUCCCAGUCCUGCCACCUGCAGUCGGGCAUCCUCCUCCUCCUCCUCCUCCUCUGAAGGACGUCAGUUGUUUAUGGGAACUACUGGCAUUGGUCUCCUGAGGAUAUAGCGCUCCUUUUGGGACGCCAUUUUUCCACCCUUGCUGAGACGCGGUGUAGCCAGGAGACAUGGCUAACAACUCAUACAGCGGGGUGAAGAACUCUGUGGCCGAGCCCAAUCACGAUGGAGAGUUUGGCUGCUCGCUUAAUGAGCUGCGCUCUCUCAUGGAACUGCGCGGGGCUGAAGCAUUACACAAAAUCCAGGAAUCUUAUGGGGACAUUAAUGGACUUUGCAUCAGACUGAAAACAUCGCCCGUAGAUGGAUUAAGUGGGCAGCCCCCAGAUAUUGAAAAAAGAGAAGUAGCAUUUGGACAGAACUUUAUACCUCCGAAAAAGCCAAAAACCUUUCUUCAGUUAGUAUGGGAAGCAUUACAAGACGUAACAUUGAUUAUUUUGGAAGUGGCAGCAAUAGUUUCUUUGGGCCUUUCUUUUUAUAAACCUCCGGAUUCAGAAACUCAAAAUUGUGGAGAAGCAGCGGGUGGAGUAGAGGAUGAAGGAGAAGCUGAGGCCGGAUGGAUCGAAGGAGCAGCUAUCCUUCUAUCUGUUAUUUGCGUGGUGCUCGUGACGGCCUUCAAUGACUGGAGCAAAGAGAAGCAGUUCCGUGGCUUACAGAGCCGCAUUGAACAAGAGCAGAAGUUUAUGGUGGUUCGGGGAGGGCAAGUCCUUCCGAUCCCUGUGGCCGAGAUUGUCGUAGGGGACAUUGCACAAAUUAAAUAUGGUGACCUCCUGCCUGCUGAUGGCAUUCUCAUCCAGGGCAAUGACCUCAAAAUAGAUGAGAGCUCUUUAACUGGAGAGUCUGACCAUGUGAAGAAAUCGAUGGAGAAAGAUCCUAUGCUGCUGUCAGGUACUCAUGUCAUGGAGGGCUCUGGAAAAAUGGUUGUCACUGCUGUUGGAGUCAAUUCCCAAACUGGAAUCAUCUUCACGUUAUUGGGGGCGGGAGAAGAUGAUGAUGAUGAUGAAGAGAAGGAGAAGAAAGAGAAAGAGAAAAAGAAAGAGAAGAAAACUAAAGCCCAGGAUGGUGCAGCAAUGGAGAUGCAGCCUCUAAACUGUGAUGAAGGGGCUGAGGGUGAGGAGAAGAAAAAAUCCAACAUGCCAAAGAAAGAGAAAUCAGUUUUGCAAGGGAAACUGACCAAAUUAGCGGUCCAAAUUGGAAAAGCAGGUCUAGUGAUGUCAGCUAUCACAGUGAUAAUCUUGGUGGUGCUGUUCGUGGUGGACACUUUCUGGAUCCAGGGACUUCCUUGGGAAAAAGAAUGCACUCCCAUUUAUGUCCAGUUCUUUGUCAAGUUCUUUAUCAUCGGUGUGACCGUGCUGGUGGUGGCCGUCCCAGAGGGUCUUCCGCUGGCUGUAACCAUCUCGCUGGCUUACUCUGUCAAAAAAAUGAUGAAAGACAAUAAUUUGGUGAGGCAUCUCGAUGCCUGUGAAACCAUGGGCAAUGCCACAGCCAUCUGUUCGGACAAGACAGGGACUCUGACUAUGAACCGGAUGAGAGUUGUUCAGGUUUUUAUCUCUGACAAGCACUACAAGAAAGUCCCUGAGCCUGAUGUCAUUCCUGCCAGCACCAUGGACCUGCUCAUACUGGGCAUCAGUGUCAACUGUGCUUACACCACCAAAAUCAUGUCCCCUGAGAAGGAGGGAGGCCUGAAUCGUCAGGUGGGCAACAAAACUGAAUGUGCCUUGCUGGGCUUUGCCAUGGACUUGAAAAAAGACUAUCAAGCAGUCCGCAACGAAAUCCCUGAAGAGAAGCUUUACAAAGUCUACACCUUCAACUCCGUGAGGAAAUCCAUGAGCACCGUGCUAAAGAAUACUGAUGGAAGCUUCCGGAUGUUCAGCAAAGGAGCCUCCGAGAUUCUGCUGAAGAAGUGUUAUAAAAUCCUGACAGUGACGGGCGAGGCAAAGGUUUUUCGGCCCAGGGACAGAGAUGACGUGGUGAAGAGAGUGAUUGAACCAAUGGCCUCUGAGGGCUUGAGGACCAUCUGCCUGGCUUACAGGGACUUCCCUGCCUCUGAAGGUGAACCAGACUGGGAUAAUGAGAGCGAUAUCCUGACCAGGCUCACCUGUGUGUGUAUCGUGGGCAUUGAAGACCCAGUUAGACCAGAGGUCCCUGAUGCCAUUAGAAGGUGCCAGCGUGCUGGAGUCACGGUGCGCAUGGUCACCGGGGACAAUCUUAACACUGCCCGCGCUAUAGCAACUAAAUGUGGCAUCCUGCAGCCAGGAGAUGACUUCCUCUGCUUGGAGGGCAAAGAGUUCAACCGCCGGAUCCGUAAUGAAAAAGGAGAGAUUGAACAAGAGAGAAUUGACAAAAUAUGGCCUAAACUCCGGGUGCUGGCGAGAUCUUCCCCGACAGACAAGCAUACACUAGUCAAAGGUAUAAUUGACAGCACCGUUUUGGAGCGGAGGCAGGUUGUGGCGGUAACAGGAGACGGUACCAAUGAUGGCCCUGCCUUAAAAAAGGCAGAUGUUGGUUUUGCCAUGGGCAUUGCCGGCACAGACGUGGCUAAAGAAGCCUCCGAUAUCAUUCUCACUGACGACAACUUCAGCAGCAUCGUCAAGGCCGUAAUGUGGGGGCGGAACGUGUAUGACAGCAUUUCAAAAUUCCUUCAGUUCCAGCUCACCGUCAAUGUGGUGGCUGUGAUCGUGGCCUUCACUGGAGCUUGCAUCACACAGGACUCUCCUUUGAAAGCUGUACAGAUGUUAUGGGUAAAUCUGAUUAUGGACACGUUUGCCUCUUUGGCCUUGGCCACUGAACCCCCCACUGAAUCUCUUCUGCUGAGGAAGCCUUACGGCCGUAAUAAACCCCUCAUCUCCCGGACAAUGAUGAAGAACAUAUUGGGUCAUGCGGUCUACCAGCUCACCAUCAUCUUCACUCUACUUUUUGCUGGUGAAAAGAUAUUCGACAUCGACAGUGGACGUAACGCCCCUCUUCACGCUCCUCCCUCUGAGCACUACACCAUUGUCUUCAACACCUUUGUCAUGAUGCAGCUGUUUAAUGAAAUCAACGCCCGGAAGAUCCAUGGAGAACGAAAUGUUUUUGAAGGCAUUUUCAACAAUCUGAUCUUUUGUACCAUUGUCUUUGGGACUUUUCUUAUUCAGAUUGUGAUAGUGCAAUUUGGAGGAAAGCCAUUCAGCUGUGUGGGGCUGAAUAUUGAGCAGUGGCUAUGGUGCGUCUUCUUAGGCUUUGGAUGUCUUCUGUGGGGACAGAUCAUCUCCUCCAUCCCUACGAGCCGGCUGAAGUUCCUGAAGACUGCUGGUCAUGGAACGCAGAAGGAAGAAAUCCCAGAUGAGGAGUUGGAGGAGCUGGAUGACCUGGAUGAAAUUGACCAUGCUGAGCGAGAGCUCCGCAGGGGGCAGAUCCUCUGGUUCAGAGGUCUGAACCGCAUUCAGACUCAGAUCCGAGUGGUGAAUGCAUUCCGCAGCUCGCUGUCGCCCUAUGAGGGCCUGGAGAAGCCAGAGUCUCGCACCUCCAUCCACAACUUCAUGACCCAUCCGGAGUUCCGAAUAGAGGACUCGGAGCCCCACAUCCCCCUCAUCGAUGACACAGAUGCGGAAGAUGAUGCCCCCACUAAGAGAAAUGCCACACCCACGCCUCCUCCCCCACCCUCGCCCAAUCAGAACAAUAACGCCGUAGACAGCGGCAUCCACCUCUUCUUGGAUCCCAGCAAGCCAGCUACACCCUCAGCUCCCGGGAGCCCCAUGCACAGCCUAGAGACGUCCCUUUGAUCAGCUCCGCCCCUCGGUACGACACACAACACCUGCUCGUCUCCACAGAGACUAAAGCCUGGAGAACUGAUUGGAUGAGAGGGGCGGAGCCAAGGAGCUCUCAGGAGCUUAGCUCUUAGCUUUUGCUUCUCUUUAUCUGGAUGUGUUGUACAUUUGUUCUUUUUGCCCUUUGCUUAUUCAAACACUGAUUUCUGCAUCAUUUGGCUGUUAAUAUUUUGUUAAUGUUUUUUUUUUUUUUUUGGAAGACACAGGUCUGUUUACAAAGUUUGUAGAUACUUUUUUUUUUCUUCUGUUCGUUGGUGGAAGAGCUUCCUGAUGCAGAGAAAUGGGGACAAAUGAAUUGAGAAAUAUUUCAGAUACUGCUGUAUUUUCAGGAAAAAAAGGUGUUUCUAUGGAAACUGAACUAUUUUUGCCUGCAAGUUUUAUUUGUUAUAUAUUUGUAGAUACAUCGAACCCUCAAGCCAAAUAGAUAACACUAAGGCUUGUAUAGAAUUGACAGAGGUAACCAUGGGAGGUUUUUUUUCUUUCUUUUUUUCAUUGGACGGGUGACUGGAGGAAACGGUAGAUAAGGAUCUCUGUCCAUAAAUCUCUUAUACUUACUACUUCACCCCUUGGGGGUUUUUUUUUAGUUCCAAUUUCAUGUCUCAUUCUCGUUUGGAAGUUAAGGAGUAUCUGAAAUGGCUGGAGCUGGAGUCUUCACGCCUUUAAUGGUGUGAUUUUGAAGUGAAGGCCACACCAGGUCCGCCUUUAAAAAAAAAAAAAAA
Messenger RNA from Sinocyclocheilus rhinocerous, 4779 nucleotides. RefSeq names its product plasma membrane calcium-transporting ATPase 1-like. The transcript has 20 exons. The record is from RefSeq and is a predicted model, not a curated record. Gene Ontology annotation, biological process: regulation of cytosolic calcium ion concentration; calcium ion transmembrane transport. Lineage: Eukaryota; Metazoa; Chordata; Actinopteri; Cypriniformes; Cyprinidae. Gene Ontology annotation, cellular component: intracellular membrane-bounded organelle; plasma membrane. The coding region runs from base 368 to 4015 and encodes 1215 amino acids. Gene Ontology annotation, molecular function: P-type calcium transporter activity; ATP binding; ATP hydrolysis activity.